GAUCUGAAGACAUACAUUAUUUCAGAGAAACAGCUAGCGCGCCGCGUACAGGAAAGUUUGGUUGCUAGCAAUAUUAAGCAUAGUUAGGUAGAGGUGUCGUCGUCUCUAACUCUGGGUGCGUGCUUGGAGGCCCGCUUGACACUGCUUUCUCGAGCAUCCAUAUCUAUCCAUCGACGACGACGAUGAUGGCCGGCGGCGGCGGCGGGUUCGUGUCGCUGCUGGUGGUUUCGUCGAUGCCGGUGGCAGAGCUGCUGCUCAUAGGCGUGGCGGGCGCCUACCUCGCGACGGCCCGCUGCGGCAACGUGCUCACGCCGUCCGCCCGCGCCGACAUCAACCGCGUCGUCUACGCCGUGUUCACGCCGGCGCUCAUGCUCGCCAGCCUCGCCAGCACCGUCACGCUCAAAGACGUCCUCGCCUGGUGGUUCAUGCCGGUGAACAUCGGGAUCGCCUUCUUGGCCGGAGGAGCUCUCGGGUGGGUGGCGGUGCUCGUCCUCAGGCCGCCGCCGCAGCUCCGCGGAUUGGUCAUUGCUUCCUGCUCUGCUGCAAACUUUGGCAACCUGAUGCUGGUGGUGAUCCCGGCCGUGUGCGAGGAGGAUGGAAAUCCGUUUGGUUUGCCCAACAGCGUCUGCACAGAGCACGGCCUCUCCUACGCCUCAUUCUCCAUGGCGCUUGGAGGAUUGUACAUCUGGACACACACGCACGGUAUUAUUAAGAGGUCCGGCGAAAUAUACCGAAAGAUGAGAGAACCAAUAGUAGGCAUUUCUGCAGUGACCUCCGUGGUCGUCGAGCCUAACCACGACGAUGACUCUGUCAAAUCAGAGGAAUACAACACCAUCUCGCCAUCGUCCAAACCGGCUGAUGAAAAAGGACAACACCAAAUAUUGGUUCCGCUGCUUUCAGGAUCAAGCGUAUUUCAUCAUCAUCAGCAGGGUAGUGGAAGCAAGAGCUUGUGGCAGAAGAUCAAACAAGUCACGCACCAAAUAACGGAGGAGUUAACCUCGCCACCGACGACUGGCGCGGUCAUGGGUUUGGUAAUAGGAACAGUGCCCUGGCUCAGGUCUGUAUUUGUGGGCAGCAACGCUCCCCUGCGAGCUGUGCAAGACUCCCUCAAGCUACUCGGAGAUGGAACAAUCCCAUGCCUUAUGCUGAUUCUAGGAGGAAACUUGACAAAAGGUGUGCGCAAGACGAAGGUACCCCUGAUGGUGGUUGUCGCAGUCAUCUGCGUGCGCUACUUGAUCCUGCCGCUCAUCGGGGUGCUCGUUGUUAGGGCUGCGCGUGACAUGGGCUUCCUUCCGCCUCACCCACUCUACCAGUACACGCUCAUGAUGCACUUCGCUGUCCCGCCUGCAAUGAGCAUCGGAACCAUGUCUCAAUUGUAUGACGUUGGGCAAGAGGAGUGCUCGGUUAUUUUGCUGUGGACAUACCUCGUUGCCGCGCUAGCGCUUACUGUCUGGUCCACCAUCUUCAUGUGGAUCCUGCAAUAGCCACCAUGCAUACCGCAGAAUGAGAAGAGAGGAUAUGAUGCUGGUAUUCGGGCAAGCAAGCAAAGAACCAUCGCAGCUCUCGUCCACAGUAGUUUAUUUAGCUACAAACAGUUAUUAGCAGCUUGAUCAAACAACCUCUGUAUUUGACUAUUCUAAUCCAUUUUUACUAUCGGUAGUUUUUUUUGUUCCGCGACCUCAUGUACAAAGAUAUGUUUUUUUUGUACCACGUACUGGACCUCUACGCACCGCUGGAAUGUACCACGUACAUGACUCACUAAAGAAAAGGGCGAGGAGACCAUGAAAAUAUAUAUAAUGAGUUAUUAGUCUUCA
Messenger RNA from Sorghum bicolor (sorghum), 1814 nucleotides. RefSeq names its product protein PIN-LIKES 7. The coding region runs from base 183 to 1484 and encodes 433 amino acids. The record is from RefSeq and is a predicted model, not a curated record. NCBI's taxonomy places the organism in Eukaryota, Viridiplantae, Streptophyta, Magnoliopsida, Poales, Poaceae. Gene Ontology annotation, cellular component: membrane. The transcript is spliced from 9 exons. Gene Ontology annotation, biological process: endoplasmic reticulum to cytosol auxin transport.